Molecule: messenger RNA, 1449 nt
Organism: Leptosia nina
Lineage: Eukaryota; Metazoa; Arthropoda; Insecta; Lepidoptera; Pieridae
Source: the annotation of a GenBank genome assembly
AUGAGGAAGAGGGGCAGCCAAGAAGGGGGAAAAGAGGGGGGGAUUGUUGCUGGCAGCCACGAAAUAGGUAAUAAACACAAAAAAGGAAAGGGGCAGAAAAAUGAGGAAGAAAUUGUGGAAGAAAACCAUGAAACAGGUAAUACACACAAGAAAGGAAAGGGGCAGAAAAAUGGCGAAGAAAUUGUGGAAGAAAGCCACGAAAUAGGAAAUACACACAAGAAAGGAAAGGGGCAGAAAAAUGGCGAAGAAAUUGUGGAAGAAAGCCACGAAAUAGGAAAUACACACAAGAAAGGAAAGGGGCAGAAAAAUGGCGAAGAAAUUGUGGAAGAAAGCCACGAAAUAGGAAAUACACACAAGAAAGGAAAGGGGCAGAAAAAUGGCGAAGAAAUUGUGGAAGAAAGCCACGAAAUAGGAAAUACACACAAGAAAGGAAAGGGGCAGAAAAAUGGCGAAGAAAUUGUGGAAGAAAGCCACGAAAUAGGAAAUACACACAAGAAAGGAAAGGGGCAGAAAAAUGGGGAAGAAAUUGUGGAAGAAAGCCACGAAAUAGGAAAUACACACAAGAAAGGAAAGGGGCAGAAAAAUGGCGAAGAAAUUGUGGAAGAAAGCCACGAAAUAGGAAAUACACACAAGAAAGGAAAGGGGCAGAAAAAUGGCGAAGAAAUUGUGGAAGAAAGCCACGAAAUAGGAAAUACACACAAGAAAGGAAAGGGGCAGAAAAAUGGGGAAGAAAUUGUGGAAGAAAGCCACAAAAUAGGAAAUACACACAAGAAAGGAACGGGGCAGAAAAAUGGCGAAGAAAUUGUGGAAGAAAGCCACGAAAUAGGAAAUACACACAAGAAAGGUAAGGGGCAGAAAAAUGGCGAAGAAAUUGUGGAAGAAAGCCACGAAAUAGGAAAUACACACAAGAAAGGAAAGGGGCAGAAAAAUGAGGAAGAAAUUGUGGAAGAAAGCCAAGAAAUAGGUAAUACACACAAAAAAGGAAAGGGGCAGAAAAAUGGCGAAGAAAUUGUGGAAGAAAGCCACGAAAUAGGAAAUACACACAAGAAAGGAACGGGGCAGAAAAGUGAGGAAGAAAGUCACGAAAUAGGAAACACACACAAGAAAGGAAAGGGGCAGAAAAAUCAGCAAGAAAUUGUAGAAGAUAGCAAGGAAAAAGGGGCCCACCAACCAAUACCGAAAACUGAUAUUGUCGUCGACUCUGAAAUCACAUCGAGAUUCAAUACGGAUGAGGGAGCGCAAGAGAUUGUCCAGAAAAAUAAAAAUGGAGAAAGUAACACAAAUGCUGGCGCAAUAGGAAAAAAUGAUGCAACAAGUGCAGCGUCCACCAGCGAAAACCAAGCGAUGUCGGGUGGUCAAAAGGCUGGCAUUGUAAUAGGCGCGCUGGUGGGAAUAGCGAUCGUCGCGUACGCAGGAAAAGUUAUAUGGAGUAAAUACAUUGCUAAGUGA